AUGACCAAAUCAGAAGCUGUCACGGAUUAUGUGGCAAGCCCAACCGCCUCUGGCCACUCGUCCGAUGACGAGCACCAGACGAGCAGCAUCAAGACGAUUCCUCCCAGAAAUACAGUCGUCACUCACUUUACUCACGAAAUUCGCCCAACUUUGUUUGCCGAGUUACAACUGCUGAUACUCACAUUUUGCACGGGCAUUCAAGACGCCACGACCUUUCCCGACUACCACUGCUUCGCUUCCAACCAGACCGGCAAUACUGUGUUCCUGUGCUUGGCAAUCGUCUUUCCCCAGUUCAAUGGCGACAUGUUUAUCACUCCCAACAUCGGCAUGGCUCUGGGUGUCUUCCUCGGCGCCGGCUGGCUUACCGGACAGCUCAGCCACAUUGUCGGCCCUCGCAAGCGCUGGUGGCUCAUCCUCUGCAACCUGAUCCAAACCGCGCUCGUGUUCGCUGCCGCCGCGGUACAAUACAAGUUUGGUGUCAAGGAGCGUGGCCCAUCUGCUCUCGCCGUCAUUGGCCUGCUGGCCAGCGCUUCGGGCAGCCAGGUCGUCCAGUCCCGCAGUCUCGCCAUGACGGAAAUCAGCACCGCCAUGGCAACAGCCGCAUGGGUCGACUUGAUGAUUGACCAGAAGCUCUUUGUUAUCAAAAACCGCCCUCGCACGCGCCGAGUGGCUUUUCUCGUCGCCCUCGUCGCUGGUUGCCUGAUCGGUGCCCUAAUCUACAAAGAGGUUGGGUCUGCGACUGCCAUUGCUGUUUCCGGCGCUGGAAAACUUAUCGUCACGCUCAUGUAUCUUUUUACGAAUGCGGAAAAGGAGCAAGAAGACACUUCAUUGGCCUGA
Molecule: messenger RNA, 837 nt
Organism: Akanthomyces muscarius
Lineage: Eukaryota; Fungi; Ascomycota; Sordariomycetes; Hypocreales; Cordycipitaceae
Exons: 2
Coding region: 1-837 (278 amino acids)
Source: RefSeq, a predicted model, not a curated record